GUCCUGUGCAUGUUAUGCAGCGACUAGCAACAGUCAAUGAUCUACGGGCCAGGGAAUGUUACAUUUGUCGUGAAGAGGAGGUGUAUGACGAACCCGCUAAACCCCCGAAAUGCUGGGUACACCCGUGCAAAUGCACACUAAUUGCACAUGAGGAGUGUCUACUCGAAUGGAUCCGCGCAGCUGAGAACAACCCGGACAAGCCGUCGUCCGGCAUUCUCAAGUGUCCCCAAUGUGGCGCGCAGUAUACGCUUGAGAGUAAUAAUCCACUAAUUUUGAGGAUUAUGGACGUUGGAAGAGAACUUAUGCUGAAAUGUGGUAAGGUCGUAACGAUAGUAUCGUUAGGAGUGGGCGUCAUUUCCGUUGGAACUGGUAUAUAUAUUCUGAGUGCAGGUUAUGGUGCAUAUGCAGUUCGACAGUUUCUCGGACCAGAAAUGUACAACCUCGUCCUUGGAGAAGAUAUCGACAAUUGGCCAGUUCCUGCGUUCCUCACUCUACCGCUCAUCCCUCUAAGUCUCGUUCUGAGCCGCACAAAACGAUUUAGAGACACUCUUCCUCUCGUCACCCUUAUGUCGCUUUGGCCAACCGUUCCACGAAUAAAUGGUAUUCCUCCAGGUCAAGGAUUCCUUUCAUUCUUAGGCCUUGGGUCCAGAACCCCUUGGAUACUUCCGCGAAUCAAGGAGCCGGCGAGCGUGCAAAGAAUCUCAGCCGACUUGUUCAAAGAUCUACUCUUCAGCUGGCCGCCUUCACCCUUCAUGUUCAACAUUGGCCUAAGCAUUGUUCGCUCUGUAUAUGGCCGAUCUAUGGACCGUCUCCGUCGGUUUGUUCUCGGAGAUGCUUUGAAGGCUGAACUAGAACAGGCUCGACGAACUACAUUGCUUGAUGACUUCCAAAUGGAGGUGCGCAUAGAAGAGGAGGAAGAGGUCGAAGAACACGAUAAUGAAGGGAAUGACGCUCCACAAGAAGCGCAAGAACGGCGUGCUGAACCCGUUCCGGUGGAGAACCAAGCAGAACAGCUACGCGAUGAUAACAACGUCAGACUUGUUCUUGAAAACGCAGAGGAGGGACCAGUUCCGGUUGACGGCCGACCUGGGGAGGCGGCAAAUAUCCCUGUAGAACACCGACCGGAGGUUGCUAAUCCCGAGCAACAGGAGCAACAGCAACAACAGCAACAGUUUGUUGUUCUCAACCCCGUGCGUCCUGCGGAGCAAGUGCUGGCAGGACGCGCACGGCAGGCGGAUCCUCAGCAAAAUCGCAAUCAGGAGCGAGGUGCAAAUGCCGAAGCUCGACUUCGCCUCCAGCUGACGGGUGCAUUUAUCGGAAAUUUGAUCGGUGGCGCCCUUAUCAUCCCGCCUCUCGCGAACCUCACUGGAUCCCUGCUCCUGCGAUUGGCUCUCCCGCGCGGCCCUCGGGCGCACGAGAGAUUGAACUUUAAGGGCUAUUCUCCGUAUCACCCGCGCCGCUUACUGUGUCAGUUUCUCGGUGUCCGUCCUCCAGGCUCUGCACCGUAUCAUCCGGUUGCAGGAAUGUACGCGUUCCGAGAGGAUAUGUCCACGGGAGAGCUAGUGCGUUCGAUGUUCAUGCUUUCCUGUCGGGCUCUCGUGAUCGGUACUCCAGCUUGGACUGAUUCCGACCCCGUCUGGUGGCGGAACUCCAUUGGCCUUGGCAUCUUCUUCGUCACGAAGGACUUGAUCACCAUCUGGUACCAAUACCUCUCUAAUCGCGAGAUCCUAUCACGGCAAGUAAAAGACCGGCCCUUCGAUGGCAUCAGCCCGAACGAACUUGAUCUCAAGCCUGAAUUGCGUGGUACUUUCCAAGAUCCUCACAGACUUGUUUAGACGAGCUUCGGCCCUCUUUCCGCACCGCAUCAUUAUCUAACGUCGACACGUCUAAUUGCUCAGAUCAUAUUAUAGACCAUGAUGAUACACACUACUUCCCUACCAAUUCAUGCAGUAUGCCUUAACUUGACGCAUUUGGCUAGUAUAUGGAUUGGUCCAAUCUGACAAUUGGGUAUCUUUGAAAACAUGGGUAUAAUUUAUACAUCAAAAAGACCGAGGUGGUACUUCUCCCCUAUACACUUUCAUCACUGGUGUCGAUAAAUGCCGAUCAUAUCCAUCUAACCCAGCAAAAGCGCAAAACCCCAGAACACCCUUCAAAUAGUCGAUCCUUCUCACGGGUUCGGUUACCGUGUUGAGUCCGAACAAUGCACAUCGCUCUAAGCGAGCUUUCUCAGCCAGUCUAUUGUGAUGCUCGGAGAAUGACUCGUCUUCUUCGUCUGGCUCUUCGUGUAGUUGGUCGUAGAUUCCACCAACGACGUCUUCGGCGGUUACGGCGUAGCCGUCUGGCCCACUCGGUGGACCUUGGUGUACUAUGUCGAACGCCCAGUAGCGUGGUACAGAGGGAUGAUAUCGAAAGAGUAUGCACAGUCGCUCGACGCGUGGCAUGACUGCGGUCGUACGUGGUCCGUAGUAUGAAAAGUGAUAGGGGAAACGCGGUGCGCGGAAUCUGUUAUUGCGAUCGCGAGGAUCGUAUCGCAUGUCCCAUAGCUGGAGUGGUUUGUCUGGUGGCUGCGCAAAGUAUGUUGCAAAGUCGAGAUCUUUGUGUACUCGAGGCUUUGAAGUAGUCAUGCUCGACUGAGAGGUAUUCGCGUUCGAGUUUAAUCGAUGAGAGAUGAAGUGGGUAGGUUCGAGGGGUUGAGGUGAAUGAGUUGUUUUAGAAGACAGAAGCGGAGUAAAGUAGUUGCAGCGCGGCUUUACGCAACUGACUAGACCUGCUUCCCGCUCGAGUGAGAGAGUCGUCUGCCGUAGGCUUUAUAUAUUGGAGAAGAGUAGAUGAUGUUAUCCUCUGGGCCAGAGAUUCUGCGAGAUGCGUGUAAGGUACUCCGCUUCAUGGAAGACCCAGUGACGAGCGGGAGGGAUGGUUGCUUUCACGGCCCCUACAUAGCACAUGCUUAAGUACUUAUUGGCCUGAGCGCCUGUGCUCGAUAGGCAUGCUUCACAUAGAAGUAUCAUAAUCCUUGAGAUCUUUAAGAUAGUCGGUGGCACGGCCAG
Messenger RNA from Fomitiporia mediterranea MF3/22, 3047 nucleotides. RefSeq lists its product as uncharacterized. The coding region runs from base 15 to 1835 and encodes 606 amino acids. The record is from RefSeq and is a predicted model, not a curated record. NCBI's taxonomy places the organism in Eukaryota, Fungi, Basidiomycota, Agaricomycetes, Hymenochaetales, Hymenochaetaceae. The transcript is spliced from 6 exons. Gene Ontology annotation, molecular function: zinc ion binding.